Lolium rigidum is the source of this 1810-nucleotide messenger RNA. Its product is annotated as F-box/LRR-repeat protein At3g26922-like. Bases 1 to 1503 code for a protein of 500 amino acids. Lineage: Eukaryota; Viridiplantae; Streptophyta; Magnoliopsida; Poales; Poaceae. The transcript has 3 exons. The record is from RefSeq and is a predicted model, not a curated record. Gene Ontology annotation, molecular function: protein binding.
AUGGCGCUGAAGGAGAUCAUAGAGAUUGUCUACUCCUGCCUCCCCGAUUUCCCGGUCACGGCAGCCGCCUCCCUCUCCGCCGCCUUCUCUUCCUCUACCGAAGGCGGCGGCGGCGGCGAGGACCGCAUCAGCGCCCUCCCCGACGACCUUCUGCGCAAAAUCGUCUCCCGCCUCCCCGUCAAGGACGCCGCCCGCACGGCCGCGCUCUCCCCUCGCUGGCGCGGCCUCUGGCGCUCGACCCCCCUCGUCCUCGACGAUGAACACCUGCUGCCCUACCUGCCCGACUCCUCUGACGAGGACGAUGACCUCCUCGGGGACUGCACCAGUAUCCUCGUCUCCGCCAUCUCCGGCGUCCUCGCUUCCCACCCGGGGCCCUUCCACCGCGUCCACCUUGCCAUGAACCCCUUGUGCCGUGAACUGUACGCGGCCGAGGAGUGGCUCCGCCUCCUCGCCGCCAAGGGCGUGGAGAACCUCGCAUUCGUCAACCGCCCCUGGCCCCUCGAGGUUCCCCUACCGCUCUCCAUCUUCCUGUGCUCCUCGCUCCGCAGCCUCUACCUCGGCGUCUGGAAAUUCCCCAGCACCGCCGGUCUCCCACGCGGCCCCGACGUCUUCCCCCACCUCCAGGAGCUCCGACUCUGCCACACCGUCAUGGAGGAGCGUGACCUCCAGCACGUGCUUGCCUGCAGCCCUGAUCUACAGAUCCUCGCGCUCAUCGCCAGCAGCGACUUCCCCUCACGGGUCCGAAUCGGCAGCGACAGUGUCCGGUGCGUGGUGCUCUGGUCGUCCAUGGCCGACGAGCUCGCGCUUGUCGACGCCCCACGUCUGCAGCGACUCAUCCUUUACGCUGCUGGAAGUGGACGCACCAUGAAGGUGCAGAUUGGUUAUGCUCCUGAGCUCACCGUGCUCGGCUACUUGGAGACGGCCACACACGUGCUUGUGAUUGGCAACACCACCAUCACGGCGGGGGUAACAAAUGUGAGCCCAAAUACUAUGGUUCCAAGUGUCAAGCUGUUAGCGUUGAAAGUCAAUUUCAGAGUCGCCAAGGAAGUCAAGACAUUGCUCAGCUUCUUGAGAUGCUUUCCCCAAGUCGAGACGCUGCACGUUAUGUCUAUUGGUGGUGAAAGCCGCGGCCAAGACAACCCGCUCAAUCCCACAUUCUGGCGGGAGAUAGCUGCGAUCGAAUGUGUGGAGUCAUGUCUCAAGAAGCUGGUGCUCGAUGAGUUCAGCGGCGGUGCCAAUGAGCUUGGGUUCCUGGAGUUGGUCUUUGGAAGAGCGCAGGUGCUGCAGAAGGCGUUGGUGGUGCUGCCAGAUGCAGGGAAUGCUGCUAUGAUAGCGAAGGCCAUGGGCAAACUGGCGCCGCUGGGUUCCGCCGAGUGGGCAACCAAGGAGGACUGUCCGUUGGUGGUGCUUGCACACUCAGAGCCUGGAGAUCAUGUUUGGAGCUACCAGAGAGCGUCUGAUCUUUCCGUAAGCGACCCGUUCCUUGGUAAAGCAAUGCAGUGAUGGUUACCGACACCCAGCAUGGCAUCGUCCAUGGUUUUGUGCUUUUGGCCUGAAAUUUUUACUGCGGAGUAGGAGAUUUGAAGUUGGCAGCGAUUCUAUAUGCUAAAACUUGUGACUUCUUCAAUCACUAUUGUGCUUGUUAUUAUCUGCAUCGCGUGGCUGUGACUUCAUUGCAAAAUUUCUGGCCAGGACUUAAUUUGGACAUGUUAUUAUCUGAAUUGGAUCGAACCGCUGCUAUCGGCAUGCAUUCGAUGUGAUCUGGUAGCUAGACUUGUGGUCUGGCUCCUUAUUAGUUUGCUGAUGCAUA